AUGGAAUCGAAUCCCGAAACGAUCAAAAUCAUAUCACAAUGCCUCUGCCAGUCUCUCAAUCCGGAUCCUACCCACCGUAAGCUUGCCGAGGAACAGCUCGAAAUGGCCAAGCAACACCUGGGCUUCGGUAAUGUGCUCAUCGCAAUCACUCAAGACCCCAAAGCCGACCCAACUGCCAGACAAGCUGCUGCACUCGCUUUCAAAAAUUAUGUCAAAAAUCAUUGGGCUCCGGUGGAAGAAGGCGAAGAGACCCACAUUGCGACUGCCGAUCGCGAAAGCCUAAAAUCAAAGCUGGUCUCAGUUCUCAUCUCUCUCGCCAACUCUCCGAGCCUGCUGAUUCAAUACUCGGAAGCAAUCUCGAUCAUAGCAACAUCAGACUUCCCAGAACAAUGGCCGGACCUAAUCGAUAAGAUUGUCCAGAAUUUCAAUCAAAAUGACUGGAAUGCCAACAAUGCGCUCCUGAGCACUGCCCAUGCAAUCUUCAAAAGGUGGCGUGCUCAAUUCCGGACUGACAGUCUAUUCUUGGAAAUCAAACACGUUUUGGAACGCUUUUGUGAACCUUAUCUACAGCUUUUUAAUUUGCUCGACACAACACUAUUAAACGUAGCCCCGACCCUACCACGAUCUGAACAACAGAUACUUGCCAAAAGUCUUCUUUUGAUGAUCCAAAUCUAUUACGAUCUCAACUGCCAAGACAUCCCUGAAUUUUUCGAGGAUCACCUUCAAGAGUUCAUGAGCUUGCUCCACAAAUACUUAACCUGGGAAAUUCCGUACUUAGCCUCCGAGCGACAGCAAGAUGGCGAUGACGAAGAAGAGGGCGAAGCUGGCGACUUGGAGAAGAUCCGAGCCGGUAUAUGCGAAGUGGUAGAACUCUAUAGUCUAAGGUACCUCGACGUCUUUCCAAUGAUGGACGUGUUUGUCAAAACUUGCUGGGACAUGUUAACUAGAUUGGGCCGCCAACAGCGCUCAGACAUUCUUGUCAGUAAAGCGACGCGUUUUUUAUCGGUAGUGGUUAAAAUGCCAUCGCAAAAGGCCCUCUUUGAAAGCCCGGCAACCCUGGAAGCGAUUUGCGAGAAAAUCGUCCUGCCCAACAUGUUCUUGCGGAACUUCGAAGUCGAAAUGUUUGAGGAAGAUCCUGCCGAGUUCGUGCGCCGCGAUCUAGAAGGCUCCGAUAACGAUACUCGCAGACAGGCUGCUAUCGAAAUUACUCGAGCAUUACUCGAGCAAUUCCAGAAGGAAGUGACUGCGAUCAUUACUCGAUAUGUUCAAAACUAUUUACAGCAAUAUGCCACAGAUCCUGUUGGAAAUUGGCGUUUUAAAGAUGCUGCUGUUUCCCUUCUCGCAUCUGUAGCAUCCUGUAGUUCGACCACGUCCGGCGGAGUGACAAAUAUCAAUGCAUUAGUUGACGUCGUACAAUUUUUCUCUGAACACGUAGUCCAAGAUUUAUCAGUCAAGAAUGCAGCUCCACCACAUCCAAUCAUAGUUGCGGACGCUAUCAAAUUUUUGCACACGUUUCGUAACCAGCUGACCCGAGAGCAGCUGAUUUCGGUCCUACCACUUCUUGUGCCACAUUUGAACUCCGAAGUUUCUGUUAUCUAUACAUACGCUGCAAUCACAAUCGAGCGCAUUUUGUUUAUGAAGCGCAACAAUCAACUACUCUUCAGUUUGGCUGAUAUGAAAGACUUGGGACCUGAGUUAUUGAUGGGAUUAUUCGCCCAGAUACGGAAAGGAACCACACCCCAACAGAUAGCCCAAAAUGAGAUGUUAAUGAAAUGUGUGAUGCGAGUAAUUGUGACCGCCCAAAAAGCCCUCUCACCACAUUACGAAAGUAUUUUAUCAAAUCUCAUCACGAUCUUAACCGAAAUCAGCAAGAACCCAAGCAAUCCGAAAUUCAACCACUAUACGUUCGAAAGCAUCUCUGCGUUGAUACGAUUCAUAACGAUGGCGGAUUUGAGAACAUUGCCUAUCUUUGAGCAGGCCCUUUUCCCGAUAUUUUCGCAGAUUCUGACCCAAGACGUCCAAGAUUUUUCCCCAUUCGUCUUUCAGAUUCUUUCCCAGAUGCUCGAGUUCCAUACAAACCACUCGGAACCACUAUCAGACUAUUACAAUGAUCUACUACCUCCGCUUCUCACGCCGACUUUAUGGGAGCUCCGUGGGAAUGUCCCUGCUUUGGUUCGGCUGCUCAGGGCUUACCUCAGUGCCGGUGCUCCCCGGAUCGUUGCCGAAAACCGAAUCUCGGCUAUGCUUGGAGUCUUUCAAAAGUUAAUAGGCUCAAAGCUAAACGAUGUUUAUGGAUUCGAACUGUUGGAGGCUUUGUUUGAGCAUGUUCCUACCGAAGCGCUAUUGCCUUAUCUGCGAAACGUUUUUCUGCUGCUACUUACCCGGCUCCAACAAAGCAAGACCGACAAAUUCACAUCGGCUCUGCUGUAUACAAUCAUGUUCAUCGUAACGCUGGAAAAGCCUCAACUGACACCCGACCUCUUGAUCAAUACGAUCAAUGCAGUUCAACCUGGUCUAUUUUGUCAGGUCAUGGAGGGCGUCCUUUUGCCCGUGGUGGCUUCGACACCCCCCAAACAGCGCCGCGUGGUGGCUCUUGGACACAUCUCCUUGCUAACUCGAGCAAGAAGUCUGCAGUGCGAGGCCGAGUCUCGGCUGUAUCUACCGAUUCUCAUAUCCGUCUUGCGCCUAUUCACUUUACCGCAACUCAAACCGACGGAAGACAUGACCGGUGGAAACAGCGAACUGAACGUGACUGACUUGGAAGAACACGGUUACCAGGUAGGGUUCAGUAGGCUCGGAGCCAGCGAGCCGAUUGGAAAAAGGGAUCCCUUCGGUGCCAUGGUAGAUCCCCGUGACGCGCUAGCUAGCGGACUGGUUAAAGCUGGCGAAGCGCAACCAGGAAAAAUACCUGCGCUGAUCUCGCAGGUCCCUUCGGAAUUUGCAACGCCAUACCUUCAAUGGCUUGCAGCAGCCGGUUAUCAAAUCAAGUAA
This is a messenger RNA of Puccinia triticina, 2991 nucleotides long. RefSeq lists its product as uncharacterized. NCBI's taxonomy places the organism in Eukaryota, Fungi, Basidiomycota, Pucciniomycetes, Pucciniales, Pucciniaceae. Gene Ontology annotation, molecular function: nuclear export signal receptor activity; small GTPase binding. Gene Ontology annotation, cellular component: nuclear envelope; cytosol. The record is from RefSeq and is a predicted model, not a curated record. The transcript has 14 exons. Gene Ontology annotation, biological process: protein export from nucleus; protein import into nucleus. The coding region runs from base 1 to 2991 and encodes 996 amino acids.